Molecule: messenger RNA, 5709 nt
Organism: Rhipicephalus microplus (southern cattle tick)
Lineage: Eukaryota; Metazoa; Arthropoda; Arachnida; Ixodida; Ixodidae
Biological process (GO): cell development; regulation of transcription by RNA polymerase II; neuron differentiation
Cellular component (GO): nucleus
Molecular function (GO): RNA polymerase II cis-regulatory region sequence-specific DNA binding; DNA-binding transcription factor activity, RNA polymerase II-specific
Source: RefSeq, a predicted model, not a curated record
AGACUGCACAGCGCGCCCAGCGGCCGCGUUUCUCUGUGCGCGUGCGUGUGGCGUGUGCACGCGUGUGCCAGACCGACCCCGAGACGACAGGCCAUGGCCCUCCCUGGAUUGCCCGCUGCCUGAACCGCGGCGCGGACCAGCGUCGACUGCCAGGAAUCUUAGAUAUGCCACGCCCAAGGAUCUAGCGCUUUGGUUGACCAUACAAAGGCUCCACCACGGCAGAUAGCGGGGAAGAGAGAAAUCUGUGCAUCAAGGUCCCGAUGCCAGGCCAGACGACUCAGAGUCUUCAUGGCAGCGCUCCAGCCGCCGGGACGCCGUGUUGCGAGUCCGGGCGCCCCGUCUUGACCGACCCGAUCACCGGCCAGACGGUGUGCUCCUGCCAGUACGACGCGCAGCUGCUCAACUACCAGAGGCUCGCCGGGCUGCCCAUCAACAUGUACGGGACAGCGGCGGCGUACGCCGGGGACCAAGGCUUCCUGCCCCUCGGCGCCGCCGAGCAGUCCGCCUUCUACUCGCCUUCGGCAAACGGUUUUGACCUGAAGGAGAAUCUGGAAGCCUGGCGAAACCUCCCGUACGCUGCGUCCAUGUACUACCCGUACGACUCGGCUGCCAUCGCCGGUUACCCUUUCGCAAAUGGGUACGGCAUGGACCUCAACGGUGCCCGACGCAAGAACGCCACCAGAGAGACCACGAGUACGCUCAAAGCCUGGCUAAACGAGCACCGAAAAAACCCCUACCCUACGAAGGGCGAGAAGAUUAUGCUUGCCAUCAUCACGAAGAUGACGUUAACGCAGGUGUCCACUUGGUUCGCGAAUGCCCGGCGCCGGUUAAAAAAGGAGAACAAGAUGACCUGGUCGCCUAGGAACCGAUGCGACGACGACGACGACGCGGACGGAGACGACGCGCCGCCCGCGCGACACGACUCCAAGGAUGGCCAAGGAUCGGCGGCCGCAUCGCGCCAGGAGAAUUCCACCUCUUCGUCGGAGGCCGCGGCCAGGGCGGCUGAGGAGCUGGCGCGCCGGAACCACCAGCUGAUGGCGGCUGCGGCCGGCACAGCGGGUCUGUCGGAAAGCCGCAAGAGGCCACGGGAUGAGUCUGACGAUCUCGUGGACGUGGACGAUGACUCUCGGUCCUCGGACCUUACCGACCUGCGGCGGCCGAGCGGAACGUCGCAUUCUUCCGAGGAACCUCGGCAUGGUCUGCAGCAGGGCGGCGGCAACUUGUCGGAUGCCUCGCUGUCUGACUCAGAGUCUUCGGCGCGAACACCUGCAGCGUCGCCCAACGGCCACAGCGACGUGUCUUCAGCUCCGAAACCUCGCAUAUGGUCCAUCGUGGAUACGGCGACGUCCGGCAGCCCUAGCCACAGCAUGCUGUCGCCGGGAGCGCCGUCGGCAGCUGCAGUGGCGGCGCGAAUGGCGUCGCUGCAGCGCUCGGCGCGUCUCGAUUAUCUGUCCCCGUACCACAAGACGAGCUCGUGGUACGCCAGUACGUUGGGCAGCCUGGGUGGCGGCUCGUUUCCCCUGUCCACUGUGUACAGCGUGCCAACCAUCAUGUCGCCAGCGGCGGGACUGGCGCCGGUGUCGGCCGGCUCACCCCUCACGGACUCGACGACGGCCGCGUCGCUGAGCAGGUUACGAACUGCCGCCGCCUUCUCUGCGGCCGCCGACAUGGUGCUGCCGAAGCCGGCCGCCGCUCCUCCUCCGCCGGGACCCUCGGGUGCCUUCAACCUGAGCCGACUGGCGCCUGCGCGCUCCUCGGCUGCCGCCAUCGCGGCCGCCGUCGCCUCAACCAGCAGCAGCCCGUCGACGAGCCAGGCGAGCGCGCCGCAGCCCAGCCCCUCAUGAGACAGCGCCCGGCGACGGCUCCGUACUGCUGCCGGUCGCAGCGCCGCCUUCCGCGCGCCGGGCCGCCAGGGACACGCUUCUCUCGAGGGAUGAGCGCUUCGGACUUCGUCGCCGUGUUUUCCCCGCGUAGUGUGUGUGUGUGUGCGUGUGUAUGUGUGUACGUGCCGCUGUCCCAGCGUCGUAGCACUGCAUGUAGACUGUGCCGUCACAAUGAUGUGCGCGAGCACCUUAGAAGACCUCCCUUCCUCUGGCUGCUGUGCCGUGCGUGCAACUCGUGAAAAUUUGGACAGCACGCCGACCUUGUGCUGAACUAUCAUCAUCUCGAGCUUCCUACUCAAAGCAUGGGGCAUUUACUUGUUAUCACUUCGCGCUCACUGGGCACCGCUUGGCCACCGAACAGCAAACCGAAAGAUCCCAGCGCCACCUGCGAUCCUGGCACUGGACGUCACGCAAAGUCUGCGUAGCACCUACGCGGACUGGCUGGCUUUUAGACGAAUGGUUUGUAGCACUCGCUCAUCACUGCGAAAGAGAGGACACAGUGCGCGGAACUCUUUCAUCCCCUUCGUCCCUUCCCCACCAUUGUACAUAGAAACUAUGAGAGAAGGAGAAAAUAUCUCGUGUCUUGUUUGCUGCCGCCUCACCCUACAUUGAUGUCAUCUCGCAUCGUUCACGCAGAGAUCCUCUCGACGAGCCUCGCCCCCACGCCCUCUUGCUGCUCUUGUGUACUAGAAUUCAGACAGAUUUUUUCUUCUUUUGUUGUUGUUGUUAAAGCACGUCAAGAAAGGUCCAGUGCGCCAAUAUUUUAGAAUGUUCGCGUAUUUUGUAAUGACCGAAGUGGCUUCAAGUAUCCCUAACGUAGGAAUCCCUUUAACGUCGUAUUCUUUGAAGAAAUGCUGCCCUACCAGGCCUGUGGAUUCACAAGAGUCGUGGUGCAUUUUUUAGUCAAAUACACAAACCCUGUGCCGCCUGCAAGCACACUGCAGCGUUUGUAUAGUUUUGUCAAAUGUUCUUUGUUAGAAGCUGUACUAGCUCAUGAACUCACGCUGAACAUCGUAUCCAGCUCUGUAUUGAUCCUAUCUUGCUCAUAAUUGCGCAUGUGAAUCAGCGGGAGUAUUUUGUGUUUUCUGUGCAUUUGGUCGUUAAUAAGAGCCUCUUUAAAUGGCUGUAAACUGCACAGCUAGCGUGGUUGUGUGUAUUCGUGUGGAGGAAUUUGUUUCAAAUUUCAACAUUAUGAUUUUUUUGCAUGUUUAGUACCUUUAUUUGUCCAGAGUGGGCACACAUAAUUUUCCAUUGCAAUCACUGUUUUCUUUUUGACGCUAGCGUCCUAUUUAUCGUAAUCUCUGAGGCACAGUUUCUCGCCAGCAGAUGGUUAAAUUUUUGCCUGUCGAUAGCUUUGAAUUGUCAGCUUUGCUAUAGAUAAAGGUACUCCUAGUUGAAAAACAUUUGGAAGGCUGGUUGUCGUAUCGAACAGUUGUGUUGAAAUGACAGGGAAAAUUUUGAGAUCGAAUGUGACUGUCCCCCAAGUAUUCGGUUAAGUGGUUGAAAUAUUUGUCACAUUUUAAAUCCUAAAAUUUAAUUUAUUUAUAUUUAAAGCUUAAUUUUUUAUCCUAGCCAAUAAGUUUUUUUAACGCCAUUUAUGCUCGUCUGGAUACUUCGGAACAGCGGCUGGUGGCGUUAACUGAAAAGCACUGGCGUCUAAUUCGAAAGUUUUCCGGUCUCAUGAAAAAAUUCAGCUUAGCGCAUGACAAUGAAAGUGGAAAGGAAUCAAAACAUGACAGUGCAUAAAGUUGAUUUGGAAUCUACGCUGUGAUUUGCGAAGUGAGACACCACUUGAAACAUAUCAUAAUAAAAUGACGUCCGGUGUUUUAUUUAGGCUAUUUUAGGCUGUCUUAGGCCAACUUGGGUGCAGGCUAUACAGAUACAAUGCAUGAUUGACAGGAAACAAUGGAUGCUUACGAGGGGUCACGAUGCACAAGCGAUCAUAGACGUUUUCACUCCCCACCAUUUUGCAGCAAUUAUCAAAUGUUUCUCAAAGCCAAAGUGAUAAAUCCUCCCUACAGCAGAACUCUCUUUUUACUUAGAAAUAUUUAUUUUGUUGUAUUUUCAUUUCUCGUCCUUGUGGAAGUUGUCUGAACGUGGGAGAUCCGGGAAACAUAUCCACGUGGCUAUGUAAAGUUAGAUUAUCGACAGAAACAAAUCCCGGCACUUACCUCUGUGCGGGCUGACGCAAGUUUCGUGGUUUAACGGGAGCGUCACAUUGAAAGAUGUCCGGUGGUACAGGAUGCAUUUGCGAGUUAAUUUAAUGUCGAAAACUGAAGUAUGGGGAUGAUGUAUUAAAGUUUACUAUCGUGCAACGAGAGACGGCAUGCCGUAAGGCGAUGUUUGGGGCGGUACAAAUUUAUCUUGUUGCGUUCAGUUGUGUGAAAUACCGGUUCCCGUUUAGAUGUAUGCAAUUUACUUUCUUUUGAGUGUUUUUGAUUUAAAUCGAGAAGUGAAUGUGGACCGGGUGGUUAUGUCGUCAUGUGAGCUCACUAAAAGAUAAUUUCCUAAUGAUCUUUCGCGAGCUACGCCAAGGACUUUGUUCAUUUAUGUAGUGAUAAUGUGGCAGUUGCUAGUAUAGCCGAAACGUCAUUCAACACGCACGCAAGUAGUGUGCUCGUUCUGCCAUACGAGGCUCCCUUCGCUGUCUAAGGCUGAGUUGGACCGAUAGAGUAAAAGUGUGCGAGCAACGCACUUAGCCAGUAAAACAGUAAAACAAGUUUGCUCGGGUGCAUGGUUAAACUCGACUCGUCGUUGGUAUACGAGAAGGUGUGCGCACUUCAAGCCAAGGCAUCGUCAUAGAAAUGCGAUAGAGAACACAUUUAAAUAGGUACGCGGGAUAUUGGGAACGAGCAGUCAUAAUACUCAUUUACCAUUUCUUAUUUCCUCGAAAAAAAAUGUUUGCGAGUGGCUACCGUCACACUCGAAGCGUGCAGACCUUCUGUAGCCUAUAAGGUGGUCAUAUUGUGUGUAACGAAGAGUUAAAUACAUUUCAUUUAUUAUUAGAACUUAAGGAUGUACAUUUGUUUUCGAGCGUGACACGUAUGUACUGGGAGCGAAAAAAAAAAGUUCUGCGGUGGCUUCGACCACGCUGAUUUUGCAUUUCCCGUUUGCCUGGUGAUAUUUUUGAUGCGACUAUUGAAGAAUGUAAAUGUGAGCCUAUUUCGUGUGAUGAAUUAGACGACAACUUGUCUGUCGUUUCGAAUUCUGUACUCAGUCAGCUCUGAUGUGUUGUUGUUGGCGCUUUGCGCCGAACUGUUUUUUUUUUUAAUUUUGUCAACGCUUCCUGUGCACAAAACAAAGUUAGAGCAGCUACCAUCCCACGUGGGCUUGGCGUUUUUGCAUUGGCGUUUCUGUUGCACUGUUCUCAUUCUAGUGUGGUGCGUUACUGUGAGUGGCGCGCGAAGUUAUUAUUUAGAGCUGCUAAAUGAAAUAAAGAAAGGAGAGGAAAGCAUGGCUUUAACAAGAGGUGGCGUGGAGGCACAAUGAACUUCCCUCUGUAACUUAUUCAAAGGCAAUGGUGCAAACGGAUUGUAAAUAUUUAAAAAAAGUGAAUGGUGCAGUUUGCGUAGAACAAAACAGGAACAAAAAGCAGGAUGGCGAAUUUCCGACGCUGCACGCAAAAUAGGAUGUAAAAUCUUCUGUAAUAUUUUAUUGCUUUGUUUUGCGUGUCUUAGUUGUUGAUUUCGCGUCCUGAACUCUUUAUUUCCUCUUCGAGUCGCUACCGCGCCUGGUUCUUUGGCAACCAUGACGGUGAGAGACUGCGUGUGUAAUACAGUAAAAUACAACGUGUUGGAUUAAAAUAUAGUGAUGAUAAAACAUCAUA